GUUCCAGGAUCCUAGCAGGUAGCCGUUGGGCCUUCCUCGGUGCCAUCUGCCCCUUCCUAUGAAGAGAUGGUGGCGGUCAAUAGUUAUUUCCCUAUGCCUCCUGGUCCCGCGCCAGGGUCGACCCCGGGGUUGGUGACGGGCCUGGAUGGCAAGGGCAUGAAUCCGCCAGCCUACUACACCCAGCCAGUGCCCGUCCCCAGUGCCAAUGCUAUUGCCAUGCAGACCGUCUACGUACAGCAGCCCAUCUUCCUUUUUGACCGUCUGAUCCAGAUGUGCUGUCCUUCCUGCAACAAGAUGAUAGAGACCCAGCUGUCCUAUGAUGCCGGCGCCCUCACCUGGCUCUCUUGUGGGAGCCUGUGCCUGCUGGGGUGCAUCGCGGGCUGCUGCUUCAUCCCCUUCUGUGUGGAUGCCCUGCAGGACGUGGACCUCUCCUGUCCCAACUGCAAAGCUCUCCUGGGCACCUACAAGUGUUUGUAGGACUUGGCCAGACCUGGAGGGAGCCGCGUGCUGCCCAGAGUGCUCUGUGAUCCUCACCCAACCCGCCCU
Canis lupus familiaris (dog) is the source of this 546-nucleotide messenger RNA. RefSeq names its product lipopolysaccharide-induced tumor necrosis factor-alpha factor homolog. Gene Ontology annotation, biological process: regulation of cytokine production. Gene Ontology annotation, molecular function: zinc ion binding. The record is from RefSeq and is a predicted model, not a curated record. NCBI's taxonomy places the organism in Eukaryota, Metazoa, Chordata, Mammalia, Carnivora, Canidae.